GUGUAUACCUAAUUUAAGUACUUAAAAGGGCAAGGCGAAUGUAUGAGGUCGUGAUGUGCAGAGUUCUUCUGAUUCUUCUGAACAAUCUCAGAUGGUGAUUGGAUUUGCAGCUGAGGCGGCCUGCAAAGAAGUUACGCAACUAUGCAGUUCUUUUCACGCAGACGCAGCAGACACAUGACGGAUUUUGGGGACGAUGACGUUGACGAUAUGAUCAGAACAAGGGACGUAGUAGAUAAACAGCGGCAGAAGUACGCGGAUUUGUCACCUCCUAGCAGCAGGAUCAUAAAGAGAACACGAGCGUCAGAGACGCCAGCACCUCCUGCGAAGAUGUCCACUACAGCUGCACGGCGUACUAGCAGGUGGUCUACUUCUAGAAAGUUUUCAUCUUCGGCUUCACCUAGUAGUAUUUUUGCGGCUUCACCCUGCAGCGGUGCCAUGGCGGCGCUGCUGGGAGUGAAGGGCUCCGUCUUGCUGUGUGCUGGGUCGUUUUCGUCACUUCUCAUGAGAGCCGUCGGUGCCGUCUUCCUCCAGGAAUACCAGACGUCUUUUCGACCCCAGAUGCGGCGGGAUCUGUCCGACCCUGAGGCAACGGUGCCCGUGGCCCAAUUCUACGGCACAGUUACAGUGGGAAACCCGCCACAGGAGUUUGAGGUGGUCUUUGACACGGGGAGUGGCAAUCUGGUGAUUCCAUCGGACUACUGCGUCGAGGAGGCCUGCACUGUGCACCACCGCUUUUCGCCCGCGGCUUCAACCUCCUCCGUCCAACUGCUAGACCUGCAGGGAACCGUGUUUGACACGGAUCGCGGUACUAGUUCAUCCUCCGACGGCGCGGACGAAGCUGAUGAUGCGACCGCUGCUGGCGCGAGCCCCCUCGAGGCGUCCUCUUGGUUCCACUGGCCCGGUACUGCUAGUGUAUCCAGCAUGCUCUACGACUCAUCAUCUUCAUCGUCAAGUACAUCUGGGAACAUCAAUUCUAGGAGCAAGCCGCGGUCGGCCUUACUCGCAGGAACAAGCGGAACAUCAUCAACUUCCAUUGGCUCUACUAGUGGCUCGUCCUCGUCCGGCAGCGAGGUGACCCUCGCGCAGAGAAGCAUGGACGAGAAGAGUAGCAAAAAAAGGAUCGAGUCUCCGGGACAGAAGUUGGCCCGUGAUCGACGUGUCGCUCAGUUGGAACGCCUCCGGGACACGUAUCGUAGAAAUAAAUCUUGUCCACCCCUGGGCUCACUUUUAUAUUCAAACACCGAUUUCUAUUUCUUGCGCUGUACAUUUUUCCUGCAUAGAUAACUCAAAGAUACAGAGGAAUCAAUAGCAGGAGGGCGUCUGUCUCUACAACUUCUGCUCUAUGUUAAAACGCAUCUUUUUUACAGAUGGCCUGCAGCAAGCACCUUGUUCUAGCUCAAGCUCUUUCUUCCCGCCUAAGCAGGCCACAAACUCUUCUGCAUAGCAAAAAACUCUCCGUUUGUGAAGUACUUUUACGUGAUGUGUCAUGGGGUUGGGGACCACGAGGGGGGAAUUUUCCUCACAAUAACGCGACGACCAUCACGUACGGAACCGGGAAGAUUACCGGGAACUACAUGCAGGACGCCCUCUGCCUGGGCUCUAGCCACUGUACUCCAGUGGCUUUUCUCGGCGUGAAGGAGGAGAGUCGGUUUCCCUUUGGGGAUCUGCCGUUUGACGGAAUCCUCGGCUUGUCGCUGCCGGAGCUCAGUGCCAACGCUAAGUUUAACGUACCAACCUAUCCUGAGGAAAAACCCACCCACACCAGAGUUGUAAUGCAGAUUUGCAAAGAGAGGAAGACUUGUAAUGCGCAUCCCCAUGAGAGCCAUUUCCAAUCGACGUGUUUUGGAAUUUGUGACGCUGUGAACAGGAUGAGCAGAUGAAUCUGUGAUGCGGCUGCACUUGCUAGCCUGCACUACACUGCAUAGCGCAACUUGUCAUGCGUGACUCACAAAACUCCUAGGCUUGUGUUGCAAAAUCCCCAUCCUGACUCUGGUGUGGGUACGUUUUUACUCAGGACACAACCGCCUUCGCGCCCUCGCACUUCACUUUUCUUCUCGGGAUGCAGAAGCCAGAAGUCCUGGUACUGCCAGCAUUCUCUUGCUGCAUAUUUCAUCGCACUUUAUACAAGAAGCAAUUAGUCGUGAACUGUGUUUCGCUUCAGACUUACUAGUCCAAAAGAACAUAUGUAUCAAAAUUUCACCGGACACCUUUGCUCAGGUUUGCAUUUCGACAAAGUCAAAUGAAAAUACUUUUACUUAUGAAAAUCUUCGGCAUCGUCCAUGGAUUUACGAAAAAAAUGUACUAGUUGUCAGAGAAUUAUAAAAUGCAUCACGUAGCUAGAUGUAGAUGUUGCUCUUUGCAGGUACAAGUGAAAAGCAAGCAGUUAAUAGAACAAGUGAUGUGCAGGAUCCAUUAAACGCAGUAGCUUCUGUUUUCACAACACAGAUAGACCUCGAACAAGCGCAGUCGUGUUGAAUGAGCAGCGAAUGCAAUUUGUUUGAUUUGAAGGUAAACGAGUUGCCUGAUGAGGAGCGUCACCUAGAGGAGGGGUUGGAGUGGGCGCCGACUCUACCCGACGCAGCUGGGUACUGGGCCGUCGGCGUACAGAAAGUUCGUGUGGGUGAACAAGAGCUUCAGAAUCCCGUCGCAUCUCGCAUCGCGUUGGACACAGGGUCAAGUCUCUCGAUGGGCCCGACCAGCGACCUGGGGCAGCUGCUCGAACUGAUCGGGCCCUGCCACGCGUCACGAGGAGGUUUGAAAACGCUUUCGACCGUGGAGUUUGUGCUUGACAGCGGGUAUCAUUUGGUCGCUUUGGUUUUCGUUUCUUUGAAUGACAAUGUAAGUACGUAGUUUCUUGUUUGUGUCUUCGUCUUGAAUUUGCAUCUUCAUUUUCCCAACAUCCUCAACAUCGCACCAACAGCCACGUUGUGAGUUGUUGCGUCAAGCGAUGAAGGUGCGAAAAGUAAGAAUGAGUUUAAAAUCAUUUAUUCAAACAGGAAAGUGAUAUCUUUGCCACCGGAAGCGUACGCAUUCGAGAGCGACAAAAAUGGAUGCGGUCUGGCGUUGCACAACAUCGACUUGCCUUCGGAAUUGAAACCCAUGUGGAUAUUGGGUCAACAAUUUUUCCGCCACUAUGCAGCGGUUUUUGACAUCCAAAACCGUCGCGUCGGACUCGCUCCGCUGAAGAAGGACAUGAAAAUGGCACAACGGGACCUGUUCUUCGGUAUCGGUACGACUACGACAGGACAAGACCCACCUCCGGCGAGUGCUACCUCCGGGACGACUCCGGGGACAGCUAGCCGCUCCUCGACCGCAACUGCCCGUCGCGGCCAGGUUGGUCACCCCAGUUCGUCUCUAGUUCAGCACGCACUCAAACCUCGGCUUGCACCCGGGCUAACCUAUGCUGAAGAUGUGGUGAGCUCCGCGAGUACACCUGGUGCAACAGGGGCGGUUUCCGGGAUAGAUAUAUCCCGCAGAAAAACAGUAGCACAUGGACGAUUUACAUUUUUUCUAAAAAUGGUUUGCACGAAAAGAAUCACACACACGCUAUGGCGAUACAAAAGAUACUUUGCAUGAUCGCGGAGAUGAAGAACAACGGGGGCGGGGCUGGGCGUACCAUCUUCAAAUCAAACGUGCUGGAGAAUGUAUGUGUUAGCUGUUUUUCUUUAUGAUGCGGCAAAGGCUUCUUGACCAUAGCCGACGAGGUGCAGGACGACGAGGGGAAUAGGCAGGCUACCUCGCCUGUUGAAAGUAGUAGGAGUGCUUCCGCUUCUUCGCGUAAAGCUUUAGGGGGCUCUCGCGGCCGGGGUGCGCGAGUGGGACCACCGCCGAGAAGAUACGUCACGCGCCCGUCUUCAGCGUCCGCCCCGACCUUGGGGUCCUCGUACAACAGUCCUGCCCAGGGUAGGGCGAGCAUGAGCAAAGCCAAAGUCGGGCUCAUUGGAUUAAGCAACGGUUUGGCGGAACUCGAACGAAACGCCUACGGAUUGACCCAUGCGCUGGCAGAGAGCUGCGACUCCGGAAAGCCGAUUGGUCGAACUCCCAUGCCGAAAUGCCAAUACUUCUCCACCUUCGAUUUUUGCAAGCGUGAACCUGCCCUGGCCUUCCAUUUCUGCGCGCGCAGUUGCGGACUCUGUGGCGAGGAAAGAAUACCCCCAAAAAAAGUUGUACACCCACACCCGCCAGAUGAACAAAAUUCAACUAAAAUUUGUGUUGCUCAAAAAGCUAAAGUUGUCCUUUCACUAAAAACUUAAACUUCGUAACGUCGCGGAGACCAAAUCCAAAGAAUGGCAUUUUUUUGGAUGCAAAAUGGAAUUAUCAGAUUUUGAUUUUGAUUUACUUAUAUCCAACAUAUCAUGCAUGCACGUGCUAGCUGGCUAGCGACUAGAGGGGUAUCGAAAAAGUUUUCCAUGCUGAAGAGCCAAGAAAACGAAAAGCAAAAGCAUAAGAAAAAAAAUCGCAUAUGCAAAUUUGUCUGCAUUUCUGAUUCCUGUGGUGGCAUCCUGCCAAUGGAUUACUGAAACAAUUGUUUGCAUGGACCCCCUGCUAGGUUUGCGCGCACAAUUAGAAGUGCGUAACCUGUUCCACUUACGUCCGAAUGAAAAAAUGCACCGUUGACAAUGUUUAGGUUACGUGGCAACACAAAUAUGAAUUUGUAUCAUGCCUAGUAGGCAUGAUACAAGUACAAGCAGUACUUGUACCUGUCCUGGUAAGUAGGGGUGUAGGGGUACUUUUCUGGAGGAUAACGAAGCAUUUCUCCGAAAGGAAUGAGCAAGGAGAUUCAGAUCUAAUCGGCACGAGUGACGAACCAAUUGUAGAGCAUUCUGGUCUAUUAUCAGAACUAGAUCUUCAUCUUGAAGAGCGAAACAGUCUACUGAAUUUCGCUCUAGGUCGUCUAAUUCUAACUCUAGAAUGCGACUGCGUGCAGGCCGGUCUCAACUCACGGCAAUCACUUCGAUCGAACUAAAAGAGGCAAGAAUGGUAUUGCGCUAGUAUGUACGACUACGAUAUCGUCUCCAUCGGUAGAUAGAUAUAAUUGAAGUGGCCUCGACCUGGCGCAUAAAGAAACCGCGAUCGGAUGAUGAGCUGGAAGAGGAAAAGCACUUUUGUAACGUACAUUACAAUUUUCUUCUUCUUCUGCAGAUUAUGGUGGUCUUGCUGGUGAAUGGUCGAAGUGGUAGUGAGGUUGUUGCUCAUCUGCCUGGGAUGUUCCUGACAGAGUAAAACAAACUAGGCGCGGAGUUGCUAGGUGCUUCGUCUCGAAGACAGAACGACAUCGAAAAGCUGAUGAGAACAUUUUUUUCCGAAACGUCGAAAAAUAUGGUGGCAAAAGAAACCACUUUUACGUUUACCAU
Molecule: messenger RNA, 5354 nt
Organism: Amoebophrya sp. A120
Lineage: Eukaryota; Dinophyceae; Syndiniales; Amoebophryaceae
Source: the annotation of a GenBank genome assembly